AUGCCUAAAACCUUAACCGUUGAAGAAGUUGCUCAACAUAAAACCGAAAAUUCGAUUUGGAUCAUUGUUCAUGAUAAAGUUUACGAUGUUACAAACUUUUUGAAUGAACAUCCUGGCGGCAAGAAAGUCUUACUCAAAGUUGCCGGAACCGAUGCAACAAAGCAGUUCGACAAUUUUCAUUCAUUGGAUGUUGUGAAGAAGUACCCUCAGUUGCUCAUUGGCAGUAUUGGUUCCGAGCAAACGGAGAGUGAAGCCGACACUGCCUCAAGCGAAGGACCAUACGGAGAUCUUGUGCCUUUUGGAGACCCUUCUUGGUAUCAAGACUUCCAAAGUCCAUAUUAUGGCGAAUCUCAUCGCCGUUUACGUGCCGCCGUUCGUAAGUUUGUGGAAACCGAGAUCAUGCCACAUUCAUUCGAGUGGGAUGAGGCGAAGCACAUCCCCAAGGAACUUUUCAUAAAAGCCGCCAAAGUCGGUAUUUUACCUGCAGUCUGUGGUGCACCGUGGCCGACAAAAUUUGCAAAAUAUCCUCCUGCCGGUGGAGUCAAGCCUGAAGAAUUCGAUCAUUUUCACGAAUUCAUUGUUACCGACGAAUUGGCUCGUUGUGGUUCUGGCGGAAUUCUGUGGGGUUUAACUGGUGGUUUGGGCAUUGGCCUUCCGCCAAUUCUUAAAUUUGCUAAUGAGGAACUGAGGAACAGAAUUGCACCGGGUUGUCUUUCCGGGGAAAAGAAUAUUUGUCUCGCCAUCACGGAACCUUAUGCUGGAUCUGACGUCGCCGGUCUUAAAACGGAAGCUAAGCUCACGGAUGAUGGUCAACAUUAUAUUGUUAAUGGAGAGAAGAAGUGGAUCACAAAUGGUGUCUUUGCUGAUUACUUCACUGUAGCCGUUCGAACUGGAGGCCCUGGCAUGGGUGGAGUAUCUCUUCUUUUAAUUGAGAGAAGCCGGCCCGGAGUGAAGACUCGUCAGAUGCAAUGCACCGGUGUCUGGGCUUCCG
Messenger RNA from Acaulospora morrowiae, 991 nucleotides. NCBI's taxonomy places the organism in Eukaryota, Fungi, Glomeromycota, Glomeromycetes, Diversisporales, Acaulosporaceae. The record is from the annotation of a GenBank genome assembly.